CCCGUGGCAGACAUAGAAGACGGAAUUAAAGAAAUAAUUUCCGUUGCCGACAAAGUAAUUGACGAUUUUGAAAAGGAAACGGAAGCCGAAGUUGAAAUGGCCCAAGAAGAAAAAUUAUUAGCCAAAAAAGCCGCCAGCGAGACGAAAUUGACAAAUCUCCGAGAUAAACUUGACCGUAGAAAUAAAGCGAUAGCGGAAUUAGAGAAAAAGAUUAAGGAUUUGAAAGAUAAAGAAAGCGGAUGA
This is a messenger RNA of Racocetra persica, 243 nucleotides long. The record is from the annotation of a GenBank genome assembly. NCBI's taxonomy places the organism in Eukaryota, Fungi, Glomeromycota, Glomeromycetes, Diversisporales, Gigasporaceae.